This is a messenger RNA of Tripterygium wilfordii, 1999 nucleotides long. RefSeq names its product serine/threonine protein phosphatase 2A 57 kDa regulatory subunit B' beta isoform-like. Gene Ontology annotation, molecular function: protein phosphatase regulator activity. The record is from RefSeq and is a predicted model, not a curated record. The transcript is spliced from 3 exons. Bases 420 to 1835 code for a protein of 471 amino acids. Gene Ontology annotation, biological process: signal transduction. Gene Ontology annotation, cellular component: protein phosphatase type 2A complex. NCBI's taxonomy places the organism in Eukaryota, Viridiplantae, Streptophyta, Magnoliopsida, Celastrales, Celastraceae.
ACUUAGGAUUAUUAGCCCCAUAUAGAAGGAAGAAUAAUCAAAAUCGUCUCACUUGCCUGCAAGUUACAGAAGUUGCAGAGUAACCAUUCUGUUCUGAUAGUUAAGACUAAACUUUUUUCAUCUGAAUCUCUCUUCAAUUAUGUGGCCAUCUUGUUUAACUGAUGGGUUGGAAGGCACAUGUCCUUCAAUGAUGGAUUAUAUUUAAAUAAGUAUGUGCUCUGGCUGGGUUCUCCUUGGGAGCUGCAACAAACUGUUCAUGGAGAUAACCAUAUGGAUCCACUUGGCAUUCAACCUGAUAGGGAGCAAGAACAAGAACAAAACAAGCAACAAACGAUAGAGAUACAACAUCUAUGCAUUCUAAAAUCUUUCUUCUGUUUGAAGGUAUAUGAUGGUCUGAACUGAGCCCAAAUAGCUGCUUCAUGCAAGUGUCUGAAGGGAUGAAAAUGGGUGUUCACAGAAACUCCCCAAAAAACUCCCCUAAAGGCUUUGAGAAGAAAUCGUCUACAACCCUUAGAUUCUUGUUUGAUCUGGAUUCCAAAAGCAACAGUGCAAGCAACAAUCUCAGGAGUCCCAAGAAUGUCGGGCUGUCUUGUGAGUCUGAACACCAAGAGGUCCUUUCCAUAAUCUCAUACUGCUCCUUCAUCUUCUCCUUCGCGGAUUCUUCGGUAUCGCCUUCGCAGCAAGAUCUCAAGCGUCUCAAGCUCAACCAGCUCUUAUCAAUGGUUAAAACCGCAAAAAGGCAUCUCUCUGAUCAGGUUCUUCCCUCUCUCAUGUCCAUGCUGUCCGUCAACAUUUUCCGCCCUCUUCCUCCACCGUCAAGUAGUAGUUUUGCCUCAGACCUACCUGACGAUGAAGAAGUCGUUUCUGCUCCUUCACCGGCUUGGCCUCACCUUCAACUUGUUUAUGAGAUCCUUCUUAGGCUAGUACUCAAUGAGGAUCCCAAGACUCUUUGCAAUUACAUUGAUAAUCGCUUCCUUAUCAAUCUCCUCUCUCUUUUUCAAUCAGAAGACCCAAGAGAACGCGAGAGCUUGAAGAAUGUGUAUCAUAGGAUAUACUCAAGAUUUACCUUCUAUCGAUCGUUCAUGAGGAAAUCAAUGAAUGAUGUGUUCUUGAAUUACGUGUUCAUGACAGAGAGACAUUGUGGGAUUGGAGAGCUGCUAGAGAUAUGGGGAAGUAUCAUCAAUGGUUUUACUGUCCCAUUGAGAGAAGAGCACAGACUAUUCUUGAUGAGAGUCCUAAUUCCUCUACACAUGACCAAGGGUAUGCAGAUUUACCAUAGACAACUAGCUUAUUGUGUUUCUCAGUUUGUGCAGAAAGAGCCUGUGCUUGGUGGUGUUGUCGUCAGAGGGAUCUUAAAGUACUGGCCGGUAACUAAUUGUCAGAAGGAAGUUCUGCUUAUCGGUGAAAUCGAAGAACUGGUGGAGAAUAUAGAUCCUGAUCAGUAUAGAAAGUUGGCUCUGCCAAUUUGUACCAGAAUUAUAAAAUGCUUAAACAGUUGGAAUUCACAGGUUGCUGAACGCGCUCUGUACGUGUGGAACAACGAGCACUUUGUGAAGAUGAUAUCCUCAGCAGCUGAAGAAGUGUUUCCAGUUCUUGUUGAAGGCAUGGAGAAGAACUUGAAGUGGCAUUGGAGCAAGAGCGUUAAGCAGUUGACAGAAAAUGUGAAAUUGAUGCUGGAAGGAAUGGAUCCAAGUUUGUACUGCAAGUGCCUCCAAGAAACAGACCAGAAAGAAUUUAGGGCUCGGGAAGAAGAGAUCAAGAGGAAGCAGAACUGGGAAAUGAUUGAACUUGCAGCUGCCCAGAAUCAGUUGGUUCAAAUAUGUGUUUCUCAUUAAAGAACAUAGUUUAUAAAAAAUAUUCAACUCCGUUAAAAAAAGAGAGAUUAGGUUGAAAAAUGUGUAUUGGAAUCGGAAAAAGAUGUAUUUGCAGUUUAACAAUCAUGUGAGAGUGUUUAUCACACAUGACAUGUUUUGGUAAGCUGUAGUGAUUCCUUAAUAAU